This is a messenger RNA of Trichogramma pretiosum, 1666 nucleotides long. Its product is annotated as putative ankyrin repeat protein RF_0381. The transcript has 2 exons. Gene Ontology annotation, molecular function: protein binding. The record is from RefSeq and is a predicted model, not a curated record. NCBI's taxonomy places the organism in Eukaryota, Metazoa, Arthropoda, Insecta, Hymenoptera, Trichogrammatidae. Bases 122 to 1666 code for a protein of 514 amino acids.
UCGGCCUCUUUUUACGUUUCUCAUAACUCAUUGCACAAUUUUCGACAACGUUUCACUUGAUUUUUACCAGUUUAAUAUUUCAAAGUUUAGUAACCAUUGAAGUUUAUCAUCUACGGAAAAUAUGGAAGAAGUAGUAAAAACUGCAGCUGCGAACGAGCAAGUUCAUCAAACACAAACGCAACAGCAAGUUCCGUUUCAUCCUACGCCUGAAUAUUUAAUUGCAAUUAAUCCAGAAAAAUUAACCAUUACCAAGCUUAUGAAAGCCGUCAAAAAUAAUAACUAUGAUGCUAUUCAGAAGUCUCUGGCUGCAUAUGGUAUGCCCAAGAAUGGUACUAAGACAACCGAUUACUUGAUAUUACAGACAGCUAUCAAUCGUAAGCAUAAAGAAGUUGCCAAUCUUUUGCUUCAGUACAACUGCAACGUGAAUGAUUGUUCGGAAAGUGCUCAACAUAUACAAACCCCUCUUUACCUUGCUGUUGAUCAACAUGAUUAUGAAUUGGUUGAUUCACUUCUCAUGCGAGGUGCUCUCAUCGACAUGAAAAGCCAGCGAACUGGUCGUACUCCAAUGCACGAGGCUGCGAUCAAAAAACAGUAUAAGUCCUUAUACAGGAUGCUAGAUUUUCCAGGAAAAGUGAAUAUACUAGAUGAUGAAAACCAAACAGUUUUACAAAUUCUUCUUGAGCAGCAUGCUUUUCAAAAUGUUGGCAAUGUUCAAUUGCAUCCAUUGCUCAUCAAGAAACUUUUAUCUAAAGGAGCGCUCAUAAACAUCAGAGGAUGUAAUGGAUUAUCACUUUUACACAUAGCAGCUUUACUGAAGAAAAAAGAUGUUCUAUUAAUAUUAUUAACAUCUGUUCAAGCCCAAGGUUUAAUAAAUGCUUUAGAUAAUCAAAACAAUUCGAUACUCCAUGCUUUACUUAGUACAAAUGGCAUCUACGCAGAUAAUGCUGAAGAAGAAGAAAAUUUAAGUGCUUUCAUAAGUAUACUUCAACUUGGAGCUUAUUUUGAUGUUACUAAUAAACGAGGUCAACAACCUAUACAUUUGGCUGCAAAAAAUAAACAUUUCAAAAUAUUUGACUUAGCAUUAAAGUACACUCCAGAUGUAAAUGUUGUAGAUGUAGAUGGCAAAUCUAUUCUUCAUUAUUUUCUAGAAAACGUACCUCAAUUUUCUCCAGAACGGCUUGCAGAUUAUAAAUCUCUUCUGAAAACAGUUAUAUCAAAAGGUGCAAUUGUCGAUGCUAUAAGUAAUACUGGUGAUGUUCCUCUUCACAUGGCAGUCAAAUAUCAUGAUUUUGAAGUAUUUCUAAUAUUAUUAUCAGGCAUUGGCAAUAUAAAUGCUCUAGACCAUAAUAAAAAUACAGUGUUGCAUUUCUUGAUGGAAAGAAGUGAUUGUACACUAGAUGUUAUAGGAUUACUGAUAAAUAGAGGCAUAUGCAUAAAUGCAGUCAACGAAAAUGGUGAAACAGCUUUAGACAUUGCUGCCAAACGAAAACGAAUGGAAUUAUUUAAUCUUUUAAAACAGUACGAUCCAUCUAAUCAGAUGAAUGCAUUAAAUUUAAUUAACGGUGAAGUAACAGAGGAAGCUACUUAUGGUAAACGACCACUGAGUCCAAGUAUAAAUAAUCAGGAUCCUUUGUCAAAGAAAGUCAAAUCUUCUGAAAAUUCUUAG